AUGCAAUUCGGGCCGAUUGGUGAAGAACAUCUAAUGCUGAUGGCAACACAGUUCGAAGGAAAACAAAAUAUCGGUGAAAAAAUCGACAUUAUUUUAAUGUUACUCUACAAGAAUAUAAUUCCGUCAUUUUCUAUAUUCAUAUAUAUUGCGUAUUACGUAUACAACGGGACAGUAGUCAGAAUCACACUUUUCCCAGAAAAUUCUAAAUUAUCUUUUUCAUUUGACUUUACAUCGACCAAAUUAACAUUCCUACUGUUACUAUCAUUCCUAUCAUUUGGCUACAUGAUCUAUGAGCCAUCGGAGUACACAGAUUCCAAUUUCUACAAAGAAAAUUACGUUUUUUCUGACAACAUCAUUACUUUUCCAAAAAAGAAGCGAAACAUGUUGAUAAUCAUGUUAGAAUCUGUCGAGAACACGUUCGGAUCGAAGCAGAACGGUGGCGCAUUCGAUGAAUCCCUUAUUCCGCACUUAGAAAACAUCUCUUUAGACCCGAAAAACAUUCAUUUCACUGAUAUCGAAGGAAAACUCGGCGGAAUCAAUGUUUUGAGGCCAACAACGUAUUCACUUGGUGCUACAUUCGCAAUGUUAUGUGGUGCUCCUACAGGGAAACCACACAAUCCAUCUGUUUCUUACAGAGAACUCAUGUUUUACCCGCAAAUGAAAUGUCUUGGAGACAUAACAAAGAAAAACGGUUAUGUCAACAUGGCAACGUUCGGAACACACUUUGGAGACUUGAAUCACGGGUACGUGUACACCGCUCAUGGCUUUGACAGGAAGGAUGUCUAUUCCAAGUCAGAAACAGACCCUUUCGCGUGGAAAUGGGUGCAUGAUUACGUACAAAUCCAAAAUGUGAAGAAACAUCUGACGAAACUUGGUCAAUCUGGAAGUCCUUUCUUCUACGUGUACACUACAAUGGAUACUCAUUCACCUGGUUUGAGAUGUAAAUAUUGUAAUGUCACAUCUAACGCAAUUAAGGACACAAAUAGGUGCAAUGACCGCCAAAUAUAUGAAUUCCUUGAGUGGCUCAAACAACAGAGCUAUUAUAAUGAAACUACGAUCUUAAUUGUGGGUGACCACUUAAUUAUGAACGAUUACGUAAAUGGUCACUGCGAUAAUCUCGGUUAUGUUCGUAGAAAACCGAUUUUGACGAUAAUUAACUCUGUUGUACAGCCAAAAACAAGGAUUAGACCAAAAGCACUGAUGUUCGAUGUAUAUCCGACUUUACUUGCUGCAUCCGGGGUCCAGAUAAAUGGUAAUAAGCUGGCACUUGGAGCAAACUUGUUUUCUGAAGAAAAAACAAUUUAUGAAUUAUUUGAUGGAAUGUAUUUGAACGAGGAAAUGAGGAAACAGUCAAAGUGGUAUAUAGAGAAGGUCUGUGGAACGAAAGUUGAUGACUCUGAACUGAACCUUGAAGGAAAUUUGACAAUUUCCCAAAACUGA
Trichomonas vaginalis G3 is the source of this 1440-nucleotide messenger RNA. Its product is annotated as lipoteichoic acid synthase family. The coding region runs from base 1 to 1440 and encodes 479 amino acids. The transcript has a single exon. Lineage: Eukaryota; Parabasalia; Trichomonadida; Trichomonadidae. The record is from RefSeq and is a predicted model, not a curated record.